Messenger RNA from Coregonus sp. 'balchen', 15339 nucleotides. The record is from the annotation of a GenBank genome assembly. NCBI's taxonomy places the organism in Eukaryota, Metazoa, Chordata, Actinopteri, Salmoniformes, Salmonidae.
AUGACCACCCAGCCUGACAUCUGGACUGAGCUAAAGGAGCAAAGAGACAUGCUGGUCCAACAGAGAUUGGAGGUGAGGAACAUGGGGUCCAGAGUGACAGCCAGUGAGAGCCAGGGGGAGGAGCUGAAGAGACAGGUGAAGGCGCUGAAGAGUGAAAACACAUGUAAUGAAAGAAUGACAUACCGUGAGCGCCAAAAGUAUUGGGACUGUGGAAAUGUUUUUGUUGUUUGUACUCCAGCACUUUGGAUUUGAAAUGAUACAAUGACUACAAACUAUUAAAAGCUAUCUAUAAAAAGCUGAGACUCUCACGAACACGCACGUUUUGCUCUAUGACACUUACAAGCUACACAAGAGUCGUUAGAAGGUAAGGGGUUCUUCUACAUAGAAGAUCAUAGGAAAACCCAGGACAUAGUGUCUAUAAUACUGAGUCAUUAGAAGGUAAGGGGUUCUUCUACAUAGAAGAUCAUAGGAAAACCCAGGACAUAGUGUCUAUAAUACUGAGUCAUUAGAAGGUAAGGGGUUCUUCUACAUAGAAGAUCAUAGGAAAACCCAGGACAUAGUGUCUAUAAUACUGAGUCAUUAGAAGGUAAGAGGUUCUUCUCUGUAGAAGAUCAUAGGAAAACCCAGGACAUAGUGUCUAUAAUACUGAGUCAUCAUAUUCAUUUCCCAGUGAGCAAACCAUUUCUGUACUUCAUAUAACUUCAUUUUUAUCAGGUUUUUGCUUUGGCGGACAUAAUUUUUUUAUUUACAUUUGUCAAUAAAACUCAUGAAUACAACUGUUUGUCAUAUUGUGUUGUGUCACUUGUAGCCCUGGUUGUCCUGAAAAGAACAUGGUAAAACACUUAAUUGGGAGUCUAAAUACACUGAGUGUACAAAACGUUACAUAGACUGACCAGGUGAAUCCAGGUAAAAGCUAUGACCCCUUAUUGAUGUCACAUGUUAAAUCCACUUCAAUCAGUGUAGACGAAGGGGAGAAAACAGGUUAAAGAAGGAUUUUUAAGCCUUGAGACAAUUGAUAUAUGGAUUGUGUACUGUAUGUGUGCCAUUCAGAGGGUUAAUGGGCAUGACAAAAGAUAAGUGCCUUUGAACGGGGUAUGGUAGUAGGUGCCACGCUCACCGGUUUGAGUGUGUCAAGAACUGCAACGCUGCUGUGUUUUUAACACUCAACAGUUUCCCAUGUGUAUCAAGAAUGGUCCACCACCCUAAGGACAUCCAGCCAACUUGACACAACUGUGGGAAGCAUUGGAGUCAACAUUGGCCAGCAUCCCUGUGGAACGCUUUCGACACCUUGUAAAGUCCAUGCCCGACGAAUUGAGGCUGUUCUGAGGACAAAAGUGGGUGCAACACAAUAUUAGGAAGGUGUUCCUAAUGUUUUGUACACUCAGUGUUUAAGGGCUGGACAUGCAGAUAAAUGAAAGUCAGAUAAAUGAGAAGCCGAUUUUUGCUGGAAUCUAGGGACUUAUAGGGUUAAAUGUAAUAGUUUAUAAAGUUUAGAAAAUUAUACAAUUGUUUUAGUGUUUCUAGGUUAUGGUAAAUAGUCAUGGACUCCAAUGAGUUCAAAACCUGAGCUUGACAGACAGUCUGGGACUAGAGGUGGUUAGUUGCUAUGAAAUGGAGCGAUCUGAUUUGUUGGUCAGCCAGUCAAUCAAGAAACCUAAAUUAUUUAGCAAAUGUCCAUUUGCAGGGGGCUACCUUGAAUGACAAUGGUUAUGGUCCAGGGUUGUUGACAAUUCCAGUCAAUAGCCACCCUAGAAGAUGAAUUGAAAAAGUUAAUUAUUUUCAAAGAGGAAUUAUCAGUUCGAAUUGAAUUUCAAUUCGUCUCCUGAAUUGAUUGCAACUGAAAUGGAAUUGAUCUAAACACAGCAGAGACACCCCCAUCCCACCACCCACCACUCUGCACACCAUGAAGCGACUAACAUAUUUUUCUUAGAUCUAUUUCUUGAGUAUUAACCGAGAUGAAGAGGCUAAGCAAGAUAAUUUACGCCGCCCAAAAUCUGUCCGCACGAGAUAAGCAGACCAAGUGGGUAUUUUUUGUAUGGAGGUCUGUGAGAGAGUGUCGAAUUACGUUAGGCUUAUUUGAUCUAAUGGAAGCUUCGUAAUGUUUAGGUUGUUACAAAUGUACUGAUAUAAGUGGACGCAUGUGGCAUUCCAGCAACUUUGAUAAAAACACGUUAGUUGUGCCUGUUAUUCACACGCGUAUCUGCCCUCUCAUGGACUAGAAUUAUCCACCUGAUCUCGCCUCCUACCGCCUGCCUUCCAUCUUUGAGGACAUAUAUUUCCAUUGUUAGAGCGGUCACUCGACUAUCUUUUCAAUAUAAUCAUCUUUGGUAUUACCAACCCUCUCGUAGGGUAUCAUUGCAGUAAAAUCAAAAGGCCGCAUUUGACUACUAUUAAAAUAUAUAGGAUGUGAUGGUCUAUUACUUUCAUAGGGGAAAAACUAACCAAAGAUAAUUCCUCUCCAUCAUUUCGAGAUUUAGAUUUCUCCAGUCUGGACUCUGGAGUGAAAUGUGUCUAUUGAUGGUGCAAUAUUUUCACAAGUCAUCCAAAAGGCAGAUAAUGCUUAUAGCGGAGCAUGUAAUAUAGUACGUUCCAGACCCUUACCCAGCAAAGAGGUAUUUGAUGCAUAGAGCAAAUAUGCCAUUAAAAAAGCCCUUUUAGAUGUUUCAUUUUAGGUGUAUUUGGGUUGUUGCUAGAUAAAUGGGAGGCAUGUGACUUAUCAGUCAGGUGAAAAGUGAGGGUCAGAAGAAUAGAGUUAACAUGAGGUGCAGAGAGUAAAAGACUCUAUCAAUUAUCUUCUUGUGUAGCAUCCCACAAAGGUAAAUGUUCAAUAAAAAAAUAAAAGAAUAAACUCCUCUUGCAUGAUUUUGUCCAAGCAGACAUUACAAAACACUUUGAAAACACUGGAUUUACAUUUGUCAGACUCAUAACUGACAUUGCUGCUUGAAUGUGUUUUGCGGUAAAGAUUAUCAUGGAAAAGUUCAGUUAUCCCUAAAUCUUCUUAUCUUGCAGGUAUCCUUCCAGCACUGCGAAACUACUUCUAACUACUUUAUGAACAAUGUCAAUUGAUAACACAUUAUAUUGUGAUGUACGGCACUGCAAUAUUACUUGACUUUCUUCAAAGAACAAAAAAACGGACCCAAUAUAGACAGAAAUAGGUCAUCUAUUGCAUAAUUUCGGUAAUAUUACAUAUUUUUAUAAAACAAUAUUUUUGUUCCAACUCUGGAGACGGACUAGUCCAGUGAAACAAUAACAAAGACAUCCGCCCGCCCCGUUUCAGUAAAAAGCUGAGGGAUGGGGUGGAGAAAUGUAACCACUCUCAAAUUCAUAGACAAAGCUAUGUAUGCAAGGACUGACCAUCCAUGAUAUAAAAAUAUAAUUUUAACCAUGUUUUGAGGCUAUGUUUGUUUAAAUUAACUUUGUUUACAUUGGAGUAAAGCAUAUAUUUUGGGUUCUGGUGGGGUAUGACAGUUUAAGUAAGCUCAUGAGGCAUUUAUAAGUUAUAUUCUUUAAGAAUCAAUGGGUAUAUAUAACACAUUUAUAAGUAUAGAAAUGGAUGUAGCAACUGCAUAUAUAUCGAUAUCCGGGAAACCGACAUUUAAGGUAUAAUGGCUGCUAUUUCCCCAGGUACGGGGAGCCAGAACUUUAGGAUUUCACUUGAGAGCUGAACAAAAUAAACCACAGCAAGCGAGUGGCAAACUGACCUAGUUUGAGGAUAAAUCUAUCAGACAGUGCAAAGUAUAAGACCGCUCUGUACUGUACAUAGUCUUCCCCUCUGCAGAGCUGUGGCCAUUCAGGGCUCUAGCCUCCAUUUGCACAGGCACCAUGUUUCCAUAAUUUAUAACCUCAAAGAGUGAAUGAGCAUUAAGGGCCUCUAUUUCUCAAAUCAAAUCAAAUCAAAUGUUAUUUGUCACAUACACGUGUUUAGCAGAUGUUAUUGCGGGUGUAGCAAAAUGCUUGUGCUUCUAGCUCUGACAGUGCAGUAAUAUCUAACGAGUAAUAUCUAACAAUUUCACAACAUAUACCCAAUACACACAAAUCUAGUAACAAAUGGAAUUUAAGAAUAUAUACAUAUAUGGACAAGCAAUGACAGAGCGGCAUGGACUAAGAUACAGUAGAAUAUUAUAGAAUAGAAUACAGUAUAUACAUAUGAGAUGAGUAGUGCAAGAUAUGUAAACAUUAUUGAAGUGACUAGUGUUCCAUUUCUUAAAGUGACCAGCGAUUUCAAUAGGCAGCAGCAGCCUCUAAUGUGCUAGUGAUGGCUAUUUAACAGUCUGAUGGCCUUGAGAUAGAAGCUGUUUUUCAUUCUCUCGAUCCCAGCUUUGAUGCACCUGUACUGACCUCGCCUUCUGGAUGAUAGUGGGGUGAACAGGCAGUGGCUCGGGUGGUUGAUGUCCUUGAUGAUCUUUUUGGCCUUCCUGUGACGUCGGGUGCUGUAGGUGUCUUGGAGGGCGGGUAGUUUGCCCCCAGUAAUGCGUUGUCUGUCAUGUAUUAAAGGUUCUGUGUUCCAAUGGCUUACUGCUAAGAAAUGGUUAAACAACAUGCGUUGGGAUUUCUAAGGUUUUGGGAGACCCCACCCUGAUAUUACAAUAUGUCCUCACAACUUUGUAUACAAAGAAAUAUAACUCUGCUUAUAAGAGCACAUUGGAUUGGAAGCAAGGGUUUAAUUGAACAAUACUCUCCCUCUAGCCUGUGUGUCAUAUGUGGAAAUUGGGGCAGAGCUUUGAUGUUCUUAAACAAGGUGCUUCUUCUCAAUCGUCCUGGGAGUGAGGCUUAUGUCUAACUCUGGAGCCUGUAUUUGCUAACCUGUCCAUCAGGUAUGAAAAUACAUGACAGCCUUUUGUUCUUGGUCGCUCCCCUGGUCUCAACUAAUUAAAAUCUUUAAAACAGUCCUUUUGUCCAUAUUUGCAAAAUUAAAUAUAUUGUUAUGGAUCACAGUAUAUGGUCAGUAACAAUAACGUUACCGAUUUUGACUAACCAGUAUAUCGGUAUCAAUGUACUGGAGUUGUAAUAACCAUAUAAUCAAUGUGUUUAAUUAUUAAAAUAAUAGGUACUACAUAUUGUAGUGAAACAAUACAGUCUAGCUAUGUUUCACACCUGCAUAUCUAAGGGUAUUUGUUGCUGUUGUAAAUUAACCCAUUCUUAAAUUCCAAUGUGGAAUCUGAAGAGUAAAAAUUGAUCAUUCUCUUGUGGGAUAAAUAAUGCUUGUUUGUCUGUCAUCCAAAGCCCCAUAGCUCCCUCUAAAGGACACAGUGGUACAAAACAAAAUUAAGAAAAAUACAUCUAAAAGGGCCUUGUGAGCUUAGUAGAACUGUUUUACCCUAUCAUGACAAGAUGAAGACACCCCAGAGUUGCUGCAGUGUGUCUGGGGCUGCUAUGUGUUCUCCUACUGGUUGGGAUCAUUGGUGUGUGUCUUCCAGAGAAACCAAUUGACCAGUUACAACAACCUGACUAAAGAGAGAGACCAGCUACAGAAGGAGACCGAAAUGCUGAACAAGAAGAUCACAGGGAGACACUGUCCCCAAGGGUGGAGGGAGUUUGAAAUCAGCUGUUAUUACAUCACCAAUAAGACUAAAGUCUGGAAUGAGAGCAGACAAAACUACAGAGAUCAUAAAUAGCGGGCAAAAACGUCUGGAUUUGUCUCACUAACUCAGUUACUGAAGGGAUCCGGAAAUGGGUGGACCGCACACCACUGAACACAGCAACUAAGGAACAGACCAGGAAUGUGGAGAGUUUGCAUAUGCUUCAUCAGGUCAAGGACAUUGGAAUGAUGAGAAAUGUUCCAUUAAACAAAAAGGGAUCUGUGAGAAAUUGGAUUAUCAUGGGUACACGCUCUACACUGCUGUUUAAUUAACAACAAUUUACUGCAGUGGGCUAAAUCAGGGUCACACAGAGUGUUUCUUGGUUGUCUUAAACAAAUGUAUUUUGAAACAAAAGUAUACAGUGGGGAAAAAAAGUAUUUAGUCAGCCACCAAUUGUGCAAGUUCUCCCACUUAAAAAGAUGAGAGAGGCCUGUAAUUUCCAUCAUAGGUAUACGUCAACUAUGACAGACAAAAUGAGAUUUUUUUUCUCCAGAAAAUCACAUUGUAGGAUUUUUAAUGAAUUUAUUAGCAAAUUAUGGUGGAAAAUAAGUAUUUGGUCAAUAACAAAAGUUUCUCAAUACUUUGUUAUAUACCCUUUGUUGGCAAUGACACAGGUCAAACGUUUUCUGUAAGUCUUCACAAGGUUUUCACACACUGUUGCUGGUAUUUUGGCCCAUUCCUCCAUGCAGAUCUCCUCUAGAGCAGUGAUGUUUUGGGGCUGUCGCUGGGCAACACGGACUUUCAACUCCCUCCAAAGAUUUUCUAUGGGGUUGAGAUCUGGAGACUGGCUAGGCCACUCCAGGACCUUAAAAUGCUUCUUACGAAGCCACUCCUUCGUUGCCCGAACGGUGUGUUUGGGAUCAUUGUCAUGCUGAAAGACCCAGCCACGUUUCAUCUUCAAUGCCCUUGCUGAUGGAAGGAGGUUUUCACUCAAAAUCUCACGAUACAUGGCCCCAUUCAUUCUUUCCUUUACACGGAUCAGUCGUCCUGGUCCCUUUGCAGAAAAACAGCCCCAAAGCAUGAUGUUUCCACCCCCAUGCUUCACAGUAGGUAUGGUGUUCUUUGGAUGCAACUCAGCAUUCUUUGUCCUCCAAACACGACGAAUUGAGUUUUUACCAAAAAGUUAUAUUUUGGUUUCAUCUGACCAUAUGACAUUCUCCCAAUCCUCUUCUGGAUCAUCCAAAUGCACUCUAGCAAACUUCAGACGGGCCUGGACAUGUACUGGCUUAAGCAGGGGGACACAUCUAGCACUGCAGGAUUUGAGUCCCUGGCGGCGUAGUGUAUUACUGAUGGUAGGCUUUGUUACUUUGGUCCCAGCUCUCUGCAGGUCAUUCACUAGGUCCCCCCGUGUGGUUCUGGGAUCUUUGCUCACCGUUCUUGUGAUCAUUUUGACCCCACGGGGUGAGAUCUUACGUGGAGCCCCAGAUCGAGGGAGAUUAUCAGUGGUCUUGUAUGUCUUCCAUUUCCUAAUAAUUGCUCCCACAGUUGAUUUCUUCAAACCAAGCUGCUUACCUAUUGCAGAUUCAGUCUUCCCAGCCUGGUGCAGGUCUACAAUUUUGUUUCUGGUGUCCUUUGACAGCUCUUUGGUCUUGGCCAUAGUGGAGUUUGGAGUGUGACUGUUUGAGGUUGUGGACAGGUAUCUUUUAUACUGAUAACAAGUUCAAACAGGUGCCAUUAAUACAGGUAACGAGUGGAGGACAGAGGAGCCUCUUAAAGAAGUUGUUACAGGUCUGUGAGAGCCAGAAAUCUUGCUUGUUUGUGGGUGACCAAAUACUUAUUUUCCACCAUAAUUUGCAAAUAAAUUCAUAAAAAAUCCUACAAUGUGAUUUUCUGGGAAAAAAAAUCUCAAUUUGUCUGUCAUAGUUGACGUGUACCUAUGAUGAAAAUUACAGGCCUCUCUCAUCUUUUUAAGUGGGAGAACUUGCACAAUUGGUGGCUGACUAAAUACUUUUUUUCCCCACUGUACACCUCACACACAUGGUUAUGGGCUUUAAAAAAAGAAGAUACCUGUAGCAUGUCAUUUGAAAUGUAUUCAAUUUUGAGUUUGCAUCCCAAUAUUACAUACAUCACAAAAUAUUGAAAUAUUUUUUUGGCAGGUUUAUUAUAAAAUUAUGAAAAAUAUUAAUAACGUUACACCCAUGAGGCCACUAGAGGGCGAUUUGGGCAUUUUUAUUGCAGGAAAGGGUUUUAAGGAGUACAGUGAAUGUCUGAAGACAGAUGUUUUUUGGUAAAAUAGUAUGCUGCAUAGACAGGUUAGCUGGCAAUGUCACGAAAACGAUGCACACGCUUCAAUAGUGCAGAAGUCUUGCUGUGAUUCUGGAUGGUCAGAUAGCUAGCAACAAUGACACGAAGUUGACAUGUGGGGAAUUGUACGUGGCUCGUUUCAUCUAAUUUUAUCUUGUUCUUGAUACCAUGUCUUGUUUUGACUGAUGUCACGUACAGUACAUUAUGGCAAAAAUUCGCUGGCUAACUGACCAACAACUGUAACGAUGUAUUUGAGAAACAAUAAGUGCUCAUUGUGCACAUUUAUUUAUAUUUUCAAUAAACAUUGGAAACAAAAUAUAUAAUGAACAAAAGUAUAAACGCAACAUGCAACAAUUUCUAAGAUUUUACUGAGUUACAGUUCAUAGGAAAUCAGUUAAUUGAAAAACAUUCAUUAGGCCCUAAUCUAUGGAUAUUUAUUUUUUUUGGGUCAUUUAGCAGACGCUCUUAUCCAGAGCGACUUACAGGAGCAAUUAGGGUUAAGUGCCUUGUUCAAGGGCACAUCGACAGAUUUUUCACCUAGUCGGCUCGGGGAUUAGAACCAGCAACCUUUCGAUUACUGGCACAACGCUCUUAACCACUAAGCUACCUGCCGGGAAUAUCGAUAUAGAUAUAAAUCUGUUGGUCACAGAAACCUUAAAAGAAAAGUAGGGGCGUGGAUCAGAAAAAACUGUCAGAAUCUGGUGUGACCACCAUUUGCCGAUUCAGAGCAUCCCAAACAUGCUCAAUGGGUGACAUGUCUGGUGAGUAUGUAGGACAUUUUCAGCUUCCAGGAUCCUUGCAACAUGGGGCUGUGCAUUAUCAUGCUGAAACAUGAGGUGAUGGUGGUGGAUGAACAGCACGACAAUGGGCCUCAGGAUCCAGUCACGGUAUCUCUGUGCAUUGAAAUUGCCAUCGAUAAAAUGCAAUUGUGUUUGUUGCCCGUAGCUUAUGCCUGUCCAUAUCAUAACCCCACCGCCACCAUGGGGCACUCUGUUCACAACGUUGACAUCAGCAAACCGCUCGCCCACACGACGCCAUACACGUGGUCUGCGGUUGUGAGGCCGGUUGGACGUACUGCCAAACUCUCUAAAACGACGCUGGAGGCGGCUUAUGGUAGAGAAAUGAACAUUCAAUUAUCUGGCAACAGCUCUGGUGGACAUUCCUGCAGAAAUCAGUGGCAUUGUAUUGUGUGACAAAACUGUACAAGGUGCACCUGUGUAAUGAUCAUACUGUUUAAUCAGCUUCUUGAUAUGCCACACCUGUCAGGUGGAUGGAUUGUCUUGGCAAAGAAAUGUCACUAACAGGGAUGUAAAAACAUUUUUGCACAUGGAACAUUUCUGGGAUCUUUCAUUUCAGCUCAUUAAACAUGAGACCAACACUACAUUUUGCGUUUAUAUUUUUGUUCAGUAUAGUUUACAUGUUGUCAACAAUCUAAGCCAACCCAGUCUGUUUUCCCCCAUAGUUGUGCAUGCGUCGUUUUGUUCCUAAACAACCAACCCGUCCAUUAGACAUAGGAGAAAGGUGCACACACACACACAGUUCAUAUUUCACACAAUGAGGUCUAUAUCAUUCAAUAAAUGACUUUAAGUUUGAGUUAUACAGUCAUUUUAAAUGACUGUAUGGGCUCUAUUUUAACAAACCUAACGCAAAUAAAGGUAAAUCGAAGGAGGUAGCGCUAUUGGUUCAGGGGUGUGUCAUUUUCCUAUUUUUUAUUUUUAUUUUUUUAUUCACUAUCACAAUUAUCGGUGCACUUGAAGCAUCGGCUGGGUUUUGAUGAAUAAACAAGUUGUGGCUGUGUUGAGGCUUGGCCCCUCACUGGCAAAUCAGAAUGUGCUCCAUGGCGAAAAACACUACAUGACCAAAAGUAUGUGGACACCUGCUCAUCAAACAUCUCAUUCCAAAAUCAUGGCCAUUAAUAUGGAGUUGGUCCCCCCUUUGCUGCUAUAACAGCCUCCACUCUUCGGGGAAGGCUUAACACUAGAUGUUGGAACAUUGCUGCGGGGACUUGCGUCCAUUCACACGCAAGCAUUAGUGAGGUCGGACACUGAUGUUGGGUGAUUAGUCCUGGCUCGCAGUCGGUGUUCCAAUUCAUCCCAAAGGUGUUCGAUGGGGUUGAGGUCAGGGCUCUGUGCAGGCCAGUCAAGUUCUUCCACACCGAUCUCGACAAACCAUUUCUGUAUGGACCUCGCUUUGUGCACGGGGGCAUUGUCAUGCUGAAACAGGAAAGGGCCUUCCCCAAACUGUUGCCACAAAGUUGGAAGCACAGAAUCGUCUAGAAUGUCAUUGUAUACUGUGGCGUUAAGAUUUCCCUUCCCUGGAACAUGGAAUCAACUCCAAUUCCAAUGUUAGUCCGUUAUAGUUUGUUAAAUGGCUUACAGAAAUGAAAUAACAUUUAGACCUAUCUUUGCUAAAUACGUUACCUUUAACCCAUUUGCAGUCCACAUUGUUUUAAGUAAUUGCAUGUCUUCAAUAGCAUUCACACUGAUAUAGGGGCUAGGCCUACUGUAAAUUGUAUUAUGGCAGAGCAUGGACAUGCCAAACAUUGUCAAUAAGCAAGAUUAUAUUUACUAUUGAUAAGGCCUAAAAAGAGAACAAAUAAUUAUAAUCAAAACGAAACAACAACUUGUUUGAAACAGGCUAUGUCACACUUACAGACAACAUAAUUUCUCCCCGUGGGCAUUUAAUAUUAUAACAACGCAGACUGUGGACGGUUUUACGCACAACCAAACGUUUCACAGUAGCUGGACAAAAAUCCAAUAUAAAUAGAAAGGGAGUAUGUCUACUCAAUGUUAUACCGCUUCCAAAAAGGCCUAUGUAUUACGAACAUAAUCGGAACCAUCUUAUAGUUCAGAUCCCAUUCACAUAUCUCCAGAAGUUGCAUUGGAAGCGCGCCACAGACGUUGUCACCAUAAUACCAGCAAGGUGAAUCACUCUAAUGAGUUUGGUUGUAAUAAAAUGUUACGAAAAGCAAGUGAUCAGGUUUUUUUUUUUUUUACAUCAACAUUGCUGUUGAACCAGCCUUCGUUAUAGGAGGCCUAAGGGAGGGCUUGGGUUUUGAACAUAUAAAACAGAAAACAAGCCAUUUCUACAGAUUACAGAUCACUUCUAAAUACAAGGCAAGGUUCUCAUCUCUCGUUUCAUGAUGGGCAUGGACACGUAGCCUACAUCAAGGAGGGGGUUUUACGCACAUCCAAAACAGGACCUGCAUGGCUAUAGUAAUGGGGGCCUGCCUAUAAUGCAUAGAUAAAAAGGGAAUGUUAGCUCUUUCAGGACACACCUCAAAAAGGUCCUUUACGCCCAUCUGAGCGCAAGUGAGCUGAUAUAAGACAGGUAAAUUGCCUAACCUGGCGUUAGGGUUGGAAAAUGCCUGUGCGCCAGUUUUUACAUGACGAAAUUGCAAACAAACGUGCGUUUGACACAAGCGCCUCCAUAACACCAGCCGAAAAUAGAUCCCUAAAUGUUAAUAUGGUCUAAUGUUUUCGUUUGUUUUGCUUCCAUUAUGCUGUACAUAAUUAAUGUGUACUUUCUGAUUAUUCAAUAAAUCAUUGAACCUAGAACAUUAUUAGACGUUUUAUUAGAGUGUAAAAAUACAAUACAAAUGUAAAAACAAACAUAAAGCCUUACACUGUUGCUUUAAAUAUUAAAAAUGGUGAUGACAUUUCCCAAUUCCUGGAUGUGACAGAGCUGUACACUCCUGAAGGAAUUUGGUUAAAGGAAGAUUAAAUGUCUGUUUGGGAAGUUUUUGUUAGAAAUACCAGACAUUCAUGACCAGUCUCACUUUCAGAAUCACUCACAUACCAUGACUCCAGUGAAAUUAUGACACAACUGCCUCUGACUUAAUACAGCUGGUGGCCACACCAGAUACUGACUGUUACUUUUGAUUAUGACCCCCCCUUUGUUCAGGGACACAUUAUCCAAUGUCUGUUAGUCACAUGUCUGUGGAACUUCAGUUUAUGUCUCAGUUGUUGAAUCUUGUUAUGUUCAUACAAAUAUUUACACAUGUUAGGUUUGCUGAAAAUAUACACAGUUGACAGUGAGAGGACGUUUCUUUUUUUGCUGAGUUUAGUUCUCCUGUGUCAGAUCCUGGACAUCCCAAGGGGGUUCCUUCAGCUCCUUUACCAACUCCAGGUUGGAGACGUCACGCUUCGACUACCUCUCCAGAUAACUGGCAUACUCCCCGUUAACCUCAUCUAACCUCUUCAGAUACAAAGCCAGUUUUUCUGGGGGCUCGACCAAGACGACCACAAACUCCUGUUGCUCCGCAACUAUGGGAGCCCUGUAGUCCACGGGGACCACCCGGAGCUUGAGAGGCCUCCACAGUUUCUCGGUGAUGUAGUCAUCACAAAUGGCAUUCUCAAAGGCCAGGAUCUGGUAGAAGGCCUGCUCCUCCAUGGCGGUCAAGUCCCUCAGAUGUGGAGGCAGGUCUUUGUUGUGGAGGCAUUGUCCAAAGGAAUCAACCUGGAUGUGCUUCAUUAACUCGCUCACAUAGGCGUCCCGAGGGUCGCAGACUCGCAGUCUGACUGGACAUACACCACAGGGGCUAGUGUCUUCCUCAGCUUGUUGUUCUGGGUGAGGGGCACCAGGUGGGUCUGAGAGGUGAGGUCCUCCAGGCUUUCUAGUUACUGGGAGGUGAGGGGCAGGUAGGAGUGAUGGCUGAAGGUGACCGUGUGGUUAAAGAGAGACUCAUGGAAGAGCUUGUAGUUGUUUUUGGGCGACUCCUCAUGAAACAAGGCCCACUGGUGGUGCGGUCUCCUCGGCAGUGAAAGACCCUCGAUGUUGAAGUCGGUGCCUGGUUUGAUUCAAAAGGGUUGGAAAGGGGGGAGGGGAGGGGGAUAGUAUAAAUGUAAUGUCUUUAAUGUGAAGGGUCAGCACAUUUAAGGCAAUGCUGACCGUGUUGCCUACUAAAAAAGUAAUAAGUAUAGUAGAUUAACAUAAAAUAUGCACCAAUUUAAAGUCUUAUCUGAGAAUACUUUGAGCCAACUCUGGGAUAAGAAGUAAGAUGAAUUAACUGUUUUAUGUCUUUCUGCCUUGCAGUGAUUAUGUUAGGACAGACAUUUUCAAAUAAAUGUGUCUUGGAGAUUCUCUUAAAUCGGGUGCAUAUACACACAGUAUAUUCUAUGAGAAAUGUAAGUUAACUAUGUAUAUUAUGCUGCCUGAACUGAUGUUGUAUCCUUUAUAUCUAUGCUAAUGCUAUUGCUCCUUUUAUGUUUAUCCUGGCAGUCUCCUAAAUUGGAUGUUAAGCCUAUUCCCCAUUGUGACCUGGCACUACUUUGUCAUGUCUGCACCUUUGUUGUGUUCUUAAUAUUACCCUUUUGUAUCUCCCUUCCAGACCACCACAUUCUUGUUAUCCACAUCCCAUCUCCAAGGCCUUAUAAUUCUCAAUUCCUAACACAUCCUACCUACCUACAGGCUUUACAAGCCCCGACUCCUAACCUCAUCCAAACCCUCCCCCCAUGUGCUCUCUUUGUUCCAUUGUUCAAUUGUGUAAUAAAUGCCCCUAAACCUGGAUUCCUGCUCCAUUUCCUUAUUUGCAUUCUGAUCGAUGCACCAUGGUGGAAGCAACAGUCCUGAACCUAGCUUAGAGUCUGUCCUAGCCCUAGUCUUUUUCUUCAACUAUAACCCCCAUGAUAUGCUGUAAGUGGCCAGCUCCCAGUGUGCAGCUGGUGCUGUCAGUGGGGAAGUGCACUAGAUUGGCUGUGUGUUAUUAGUGGGAGGGAGGGCUGUCAAUUACAGGUCUCAUUCUGUAUAAAUCCAUUGGCCAGCUACUUUGUGUGUAAUUCCCUUGGCUGGGAUGUGGGCUCAUGUGAACUCCAGGUCUAAGCUCCGGGCCAGGAGUAAUCAACAGGCUAGACUGACAGUGUCCUUGGAUUGAUAGGGAGGGGUCAUAGACUGAGGUUGGGUGGUACCUGGCUCCAGGGUGAAGUUUCCCCUAGGUACAGAUUUAAGAUCAGCUUCCCAUCCCCCAAUCCUAACUAUUAGUGGGGGAAAAUGGAGUACCUGUGUAUGACCUUUAGCUAAGCAAACAACAUUUUGCUCUUUUCACUGGGGGGCUGGUUUCCAGGACCCAAAUUAAGCCUAAUCCUAGACUAAAAAUCGCAUUCAAUGGAGAUCGAGCAUGCUUUUUAGUCCAUGACUAGGUUUAAUCUGGGUCCUGGAAACAGACCCAUUGAGUGCUGUUACGUUAAAAAUUAAAGUUUACUAUAGAAAAUAUGAGUUACUUGACAUAUCGAAGGUAAAGGGGCAUUGAAACUGAAAAAUAUUGGGUCAAUAAAGACAAUGGUUUCCUUAAGAACUGCCAUAAUCCUUGGUAAUGUAUCUUGUCAUGCUAGGAUACUGAGGCCCGGGCAGAGGUAAGGGGAAACUAAUAAUAAAAGCAUGGAAAGGCAGGAAUAUGAAGUUUGCUACGGAUGAGGGGCCUCCUUUGAUCUCCGACACCACAUGUUGCAGGCUAACCUGAUGCUGUAGGGGGGAAGGGGGUGUGCAGUGUGUGUGUGUGUACUGUUCUAAAGAAACACCACAGGUGUAAUUUACCAUGUACUGCUUCCAUUUUCUAAAUAAUCUUAAUCAAAUAAAUGUUCAUAUCAGACGUUGAUGUGCUUGUUGUAGGGGAUAGAUGUCAUGAAAAGUGGUGUAUUCCAGCAUGUAUGACACAGCUCUACAGUAGUCGGGCUUUAGUUAAUGGGCACGUUCCAGGUCGUCUUGGUUGCAGUCGCACUGUUGAAGGUAACAUCUCAGAAACUAUGGUAAACAUGAUAUAACAAUCUGCAAAAAAUACCACCUAGAACACCACCAAUACUUUAGGGCAGAAGGACACCCACCUCCUCAUAUUUGCAGUCAGCUUCCUCAGCGAUGUGUUUGGCCUCCUUCAGCUGCAUCUCCAUCUUCUCCUCGUCUUUUGUCGUCCCUGUUCUCUAUGACCUUCAUUCCUCUGGGGGACACCACAGGCAACAGGACAGAGACGAGUCAUGGGUGUUGGGGGAAAACAGACUUACAGUAUGAUGUGCACGUUCAUAUCAAAUACUUUCUGACCAGUCUACUCUGUUAUGCUACUAUGCUAAUGGUAACUGAUGUGAAAGUAAUGCUGAAAAACUAUUGGGACUUGUUGAAUGUCUUAAAUAGUUACCUUUUCUUCCCUCCUUCCUUCCACAACUACUAGUCUGAAAGAACUGGGGAAUGUAAGUGAAAGUGUAAAAUUCCAUCCAGUCCUUUCACCUGAUCAGUUGUGCCAAAGAAAAGGAGACUAGGAUGGGACACUAAUAGGCUACAACUUUUGGAACUCAGCACUUAGGACUCAUUUCCCAUGACCUAGAGCAGAAUAGCUGGACUAUAACAGGAGACGGAAGUCCAACCUCUCACUCUCGUCUGCAGCCUUCUCGGCCUCCUCCAGCUUCUGCAGCGCAGUGGCCAGUCUCUCCUGGACCCUAUCCAACUCCUCCUCUACAAGCUGGAUACGCCUAUUCAGGGAAGCCACCUCAGCCUCUGCCUGUUUGGAGAGAGAACACUCAGUCAGCUAGAA